AUGGCAUCCCACACUCUCCCUCCCCUCCCAUAUGGCUACGACGCCCUCGAGCCCGUGAUCUCCAAGCAGAUCAUGGAACUCCACCACCAAAAGCAUCACCAGACCUAUGUCAACAACCUCAACGCCGCCCUCUCAGCUCACGCUACCGCAACACAGACAAAUGAUGUCUCCGCCUUGAUUUCUCUGCAGCAGAAGAUCCGCUUCAACGGCGGCGGUCACAUUAACCACUCCCUUUUCUGGAAGAAUCUCACUCCCCCUGGUACACCUGGCAAUGAUCUGGCCGGUGCGGCGCCAGCUUUGCGGGAGGCCAUUAAUGCCCGCUGGGGAUCGGAGAAGGGAUUCACCGACGCUUUCGGAGCUGCUUUGCUGGGAAUUCAGGGAAGCGGAUGGGGAUGGCUGGUUAGUUCGGGAGGUCCGAAGGGACGGUUGGAGAUUACUACCACCAAGGACCAGGACCCAGUGACUGGAGGCGAUGUUCCUGUUUUUGGUGUUGACAUGUGGGAGCACGCUUAUUACCUCCAGUACCUUAACAACAAGGCUGGUUAUAUUGAGGGUAUCUGGAAGAUCAUCAACUGGGCUGAGGCCGAGAAGCGAUAUACUGCCGGCGUGGAGAACCCUGUCAAGCUUUGA
This is a messenger RNA of Penicillium longicatenatum, 630 nucleotides long. RefSeq names its product superoxide dismutase. Gene Ontology annotation, molecular function: metal ion binding; superoxide dismutase activity. Gene Ontology annotation, cellular component: mitochondrion. The transcript has 3 exons. Gene Ontology annotation, biological process: superoxide metabolic process. Lineage: Eukaryota; Fungi; Ascomycota; Eurotiomycetes; Eurotiales; Aspergillaceae. Bases 1 to 630 code for a protein of 209 amino acids. The record is from RefSeq and is a predicted model, not a curated record.